Saccostrea echinata is the source of this 396-nucleotide messenger RNA. Its product is annotated as putative ankyrin repeat protein RF_0381. The transcript has a single exon. The record is from RefSeq and is a predicted model, not a curated record. Gene Ontology annotation, molecular function: protein binding. Bases 1 to 396 code for a protein of 131 amino acids. Lineage: Eukaryota; Metazoa; Mollusca; Bivalvia; Ostreida; Ostreidae.
AUGAGUAAGUACCUGGUCAACACUUACCACGACCUAGUAGAAACCUAUACAAGUGAUGGGGAAACUGUGUUACAUUAUGCAGCUUAUGGAGGAAAUAUUAAUGUUUUCAAGCUUCUGAUAGACCAGGGUUUAGAUGUUCAAAAGAAAACAAACACUGGAAAGACAAUACUACACAUGUGCUGUCAGAAUGGUAAAUCGGAAAUGUACAAGUAUCUGAUCAACAAAUACCCAGACUUAGUAGAACUCUGUGACAAUGAUGGCAUAAAUACAUUACAUUAUGCAGUGUAUGGAGGGAAUGUUGAUGUUUUCAAGCUUCUGAUAGAGAAAGGUUUAGAAGUGCGAAAGAAAACAAAUUCUGGAAAAAACAGUCCUACAUAUGUGCUGUCAGAACAGUAA